AUGGCGCAGAAAAGCCCGGCGAGUGAGGAAGCGAAGGGGCCCUGGCGGGAGGCAGACCAGGAACGACAGGAGCGGGUGGGUAGUCCAGAGCCGGAGCCGGAGCCGGAGCCAGUGCCAGUGCCCCAACCUGAGCCCCAGCCAGAGCCCCAACCGGAGCCGCAACCCCUACCGGAGCCUGCUCCCCUGCCAGAGCUGGAGUUUGAGCCCGAGCCGGUGCGCGAACCCGAGCCCACGCCCACCGUGGAGACCCGCGGCACCGCGCGCGGCUUCCAGGCCCCUGAAGGUGGCUUCGGUUGGUUGGUGGUGUUCGCUGCCACCUGGUGCAACGGCUCCAUCUUCGGCAUCCAGAACUCCUUUGGGAUCCUAUACUCCAUGCUGCUGCAGGAGGAAAGAGAGAAAAAUCGACAAGUGGAGUUUCAAGCAGCAUGGGUAGGAGCCCUCUCAAUGGGUAUGAUCUUCUUCUGCUCUCCCAUUGUGAGUAUAUUCACUGAUCGGUUGGGCUGCCGAAUCACAGCAACUGCAGGGGCUGCUGUCGCUUUCAUUGGCCUCCAUACCAGCUCUUUCACCAGCUCACUAAGCCUGCGUUACUUCACCUAUGGAAUUCUCUUUGGUUGUGGCUGUUCCUUCGCCUUCCAGCCAUCUCUCGUUAUCUUGGGCCAUUACUUCCAACGCCGCCUGGGUCUGGCCAAUGGUGUGGUGUCUGCUGGGAGUAGCAUCUUCUCCAUAUCCUUCCCCCUCCUCAUCAAAACACUGGGGGCUAAGAUCAAGCUUGCCCAAACCUUCCAGGUGCUGAGUACCUUUAUGUUUAUUCUUACACUGCUUUCACUCACCUACCAGCCCCUCCUGCCCAGCUCCCAGGACACCCCAAACAAAAGGGGUGUCCACAGCCUGUGCCAACGUUUUCUGGCUCAGCUCAGGAAGUACUUCAACAUGCGAGUGUUCCGCCAACGUACCUACCGCAUCUGGGCAUUUGGGAUUGCUGCUGCUGCCCUUGGCUACUUUGUUCCCUAUGUACACCUGAUGAAGUAUGUUGAAGAGGAGUUCUUGGAAAUCAAGCAGACCUGGGUGCUGUUGGUAUGUAUUGGGGCUACCUCAGGCCUCGGGCGCCUUGUGUCUGGCCGUGUCAGUGACUCCAUUCCUGGACUCAAGAAGAUCUACUUGCAGGUUAUCUCCUUCCUGCUCCUGGGACUGAUGUCCAUGAUGAUUCCGCUCUGCCGGGGCUUUGGGGGCCUCGUUGUUGUCUGCCUUUUCCUGGGCCUGUGCGAUGGCUUCUUCAUCACCAUCAUGGCCCCCAUUGCAUUUGAGCUGGUGGGCCCAAUGCAGGCCUCACAGGCUAUUGGCUAUCUCCUGGGCAUGAUGGCCCUGCCGAUGAUUGCUGGGCCACCCAUUGCAGGCCUUCUCCGCAACUGUUUUGGGGACUACCAUGUGGCCUUCUACUUUGCCGGUGUGCCCCCCAUCAUUGGGGCUGUAAUUCUUUUCUUCGUCCCUCUGAUGCAUCAAAGGAUGUUCAAGAAGGAGCAAAGGGAUUCCAGCAAGGAUAAGAUGUUGGCCCCUGACCCAGACCCCAAUGGGGAGCUGCUUCCAGGCUCCCCCACCCCUGAGGAACCAAUCUAAUGUCUUUACCAUUGUGUGCUCCUCCCCAACCCUUUCACCCCACCCUGCUCAGCAUUUACAUUUUUGCCACCAGCACACAUGUCCCAAACCUGCACACACAGCAUUUCAGCCACUUGACCAUCACCUUGGAGCCAAAGCUCAUUGUUAAACUCAUUAAUCAAAUUCUUCCUGUGAAUGCCUUUAAACUUGCCAGGGUCUAGGGAAGUCUGAAAUCUCUCUCAGCCGUUGGAACCUCUCCAUAUACUUUCUAAUCUCUGUGGGAGGUGGGGGAUGGACCAUCCAGGCCCCAGCUUGUUAGACACCCACUAAGAGCAACUGCCAAGGUGCUACUGUGUCCCCAGGAGCCUAGUGGGAAUAUCCAAGUCUCUGUGUGCUGAGGAAUUCCUUGCCAUCUGUCCGUGGGAUCUGCUGGGAGUGAGGGGAAGGGCAGAGAGGUAAAAUGAGGCAAAGAGCCUUGUUUAGCCUCAGAGUCUCCAAAAGCUGUGGCUUCCCAAGAGCUGGGGGUGCCAUCAUUUUACAAGUGUACAGAUAGUCUCCCCAUCAUAUGGUUGGUUAACAGUCUAUUUCCUUCUUCCUUUCUUCCUGUUUUUUCCCCCUCUACUGCCUCCUCUCCCUUCUCUUCCCCUUUUCUUUUUAUGACUGUCAUAGGCACAUGGGUGCUUGAAGAGAGAGGGGACCUAGAGCUUGGGCCAAUGAGCCUCACCUUGGUCCAGCCUACCACUAACUAGCAUCAAUCCCAUUCAUCUCAGGCUGAGCCACAUCUCACUCUCUGGCUCAAGCUGCUAUAAUCAUAGACUGGAAGAGUAGAAUAUCACAUAGGGAAGGGGCCUUAAACAUUACAAAGUUCCACUCACUGAUUUUUACAGAUUUUCUAGGCUCAACUCCCCAUCCUUGUAUCCUUCUGUCAAAAUGUGAAGAAAUUCCUUUCAUCUCAGCAGACAGAGGACUGAUGACAGGGGUGGCAUGGUGGAGGGAGGAUGGAGGGACAAUAGUUACUGACCUGGUGAAGGACCAACUCCUUCAUCUCUCAUUAUUCUUGACAGGUCAGUAUUUCUACCUGGACCAGGCCAAGAAAGGGACUGUUUUAAGGAAAAAGCCCAUUCCCAACAUGGAGCCCAAAAAGGUAGAGUCAGCAGUGUUGGACAUGAGGUUGGACAAUUUCUUUUAGGAAGUAUAAACCAUCCUAGCCUUUACAUCUAUCAUGUCCCCCAUGCUGGACAUCCUGGGCUACUCUGCUGAGUGGGCAUUAAAGGUGUCAGGAAAGGUACCCUCUGGACCAUUUUCAUCCCUUUGAAAUAGGUGACAGAUGCUUCCCUUUGGCCAAGCUUUGGGCAACGUUCUUGCUGAAGAGCACUCCCAGCCAGGUUAUGUCCAACUACCACAACUCACCUCAUUAGGAGCUCAACUUCUCUCCUCACUUGGCCCCUAUGUCUCUUUCCCCAUAUCCUGGGCCUUUGUCUGCUGUGUUCCUCUUUCCCUAACAUUUCAUCAUCUUCUUGCCAGGCAUCCUUGGCUGUCACUUGGAGCUAACAGUGACUUGCCACCCCAAGCCAAGGUCAUCCCUGGGCCAGGAGGAUGAGGUUGCCACUGAGGGGCUCCAAAGAAGAAAACUAUCCCCACCCAUAAGUUUUUUCAUUACAAACAGAUGCCUGGGACAUGGUUGGCCUCUGAUAGCCUCCUUCAAAGCCAAAUUCCUGUCCUCCACUGAUCCCAGUCCAGGUCCUAUCAAUUACCCAAAGGAAAACCCACUUGUUUUUGUCCCUGUGUAUAGAAAGGGACCUAAUUACUAUUCUGUAAGCUCAAACAGGAGUAGAAUGGGAGAAGCUGGACUCCAAGAGCCUUGUAAGCCCCAGAAGAGACCAUUGAGAAUGUUGGGACAAUCAAGCCCAUUUCCACUCCUCUCUAUCACACCCCCACCAAGUCACAGAGUGGAGAGGGGUACAGGGCUGGGGGGCAGUUCUGCUGGGCCUCCUUUGUUGCUCACGGUGUGGCUAGCUCUUAAGAAUCAGCCUGCCAAUCACUUCUCUCCAGAUGGAGGAAAAUCAUUCACAGGUCCCAAAUCUGCCCCAUCAGGUGUCACAUAACAUGGCACAGUAUCAGUUUACUUCUUCACACAUAUGCGUGUGCAUGUGUGGAAUUAUGUACAUUUGGAGAAUGUUGGUUGGUGAAGGCAGCACAGUAUUAAUAUUUAGGUAGGAUGCAGCCUCUUACACACCACAGUUAUGUAAGAGAACAAACAAAAUUUUGGAGCUUGAGAUCUGGGACAUUUAAAUCUUUAAAUGGUUUGGAACCAAAUAAACAGAUCUAACUAUGUA
Manis javanica (Malayan pangolin) is the source of this 3929-nucleotide messenger RNA. RefSeq names its product solute carrier family 16 member 2 (gene SLC16A2). Lineage: Eukaryota; Metazoa; Chordata; Mammalia; Pholidota; Manidae. Gene Ontology annotation, biological process: transmembrane transport. Gene Ontology annotation, molecular function: thyroid hormone transmembrane transporter activity. The record is from RefSeq and is a predicted model, not a curated record.